Molecule: messenger RNA, 524 nt
Organism: Aspergillus novofumigatus IBT 16806
Lineage: Eukaryota; Fungi; Ascomycota; Eurotiomycetes; Eurotiales; Aspergillaceae
Exons: 1
Coding region: 184-453 (89 amino acids)
Source: RefSeq, a predicted model, not a curated record
GAAGCAGAAUGCUCGAAUAUCAAGUAGAUACGUCUUUUAAAGAUUGAAGACGUGUAAGAGAGAAGGUUAGCGAUGAGUAUUAGAGGACGCGAGGUAACAAGGAGAAGAAAUUUCUUUGUUUGCUGGAUGGAGACUGUAUAGUAUGGGACCCAAACAUUCUGGCGGGGAAGGUUUUAUAUAGUUAUGCCCCUUGUGCCGUCAUGGUCUACCAUCAUUGCACCAAAUUGCACCAUUAGUGCCUCAGCUGGGGCGCUCCUUGCCAGGCACAAGAGUCACGGACAGAACCAGAGGGUCACACGCGGUGCUGUUUGUGGAUAUUGGAUACCCAAGUGGAGUUGGUGGUUAGUCUUGUCGUGGAAACCAAAAAAAAUUUUCCCCAGCGAAAAUUCUCUCACGGUCGACGUAUCAGGUAAGCCUCCGAGAGUAUGCGCGCGGUUCUUCGGCAGGCUGUAAGGCGGCAGCAAGAACAAUUCGCUGAUUCAGCAGCGCAGCAACCAAUCAAAAGUAAAUAUGCUGGAAUUCUG